CACAUCCGCUCGUUUACACAGACGCCCCCAUCCACGCGCAAUCGGUCUACCCAUUUCCCACCGGCUGGACCUCCCCCAUGCCUGAGCCAGUGAGUGGAGGCGAGACUAGCCUACUGUACCGCCAGAGUCCGAGCGGUGAGGAGUCGCUUGCUGGGCAGAUUAGACGGUACCAGUCGGGAAGGACGCGGCACGACGAGGACCAAACAGACCCACGGUCUAUGUUCUCCCGCGUGGAUGGAUGGACCGAGAGAGAAUUCAACCUGAAACUGCAGUGCAGAACUGGCUUUUCAGGCUACCUUUGAUUCAACGCAUUUUGUUGACGGUCAGUCCUCCCUAGUCCUGGAUCCAGAGCUCUCUGUCUCCGACCCAGCCCCAGAGGACUCCACGACACACGUAGGCACCAUGACCCAGGAGGGGCAGGGACACCCCCAGACUGAACCCCCUACAUCCCCAGACAGCCAAAGGGAGACGCCAGCCCACCCUGCAGAGAAGCCAGCCACAAACCAAAGGCUGGAGGGGCAACGUCUGGAGGUGGAGGGGAUAGAGGGGACCAAUGAGAUGGAAGGGGAGGAAAGUGUUACGGUACAAAGGGAAGUACACAGAGAAAGAGAAGGUGAGGAAAGUGGAAAGGGAGAGGGUGAUGAGGUAGAUGAGGGAGUGGAACAAGUGAUGCAGGGAGAAGGAGAGGUGCAUGAAGAGAGAGAGAGUAUGGCAGAGACAAGUGAUGAAGAAGAUGGAGUGGGGGAUGAGAGGAUAGAUGCAGGGGAUGGUCAGCCAGACAGAGAGCUAGAGAGAGAGGAGGAGAGGGAAGAAAGGGAGGAGGAGGUAGAGAAGGAUGGGGAUAACAUGAACACAGAGGCCAUAGAGGAGUCAGAACCAGCCUGCGAGCCCGGCUGUGAGGAGGAAGAGGAGGAGGAGGGUGAGGAGGAGUUACCUCUACCACCACCACCACCUGAGGAUCAGGAAGAAGACCAGGACCAGGACCAGGACUUACCAGACCCACCACGGUCUCUGGACAUAGUCAGGCUGAACAAUGGAAUAGGACCUGAGAAUGGAAUCAAAGGGCAUGAAAAGGAGGAUGAUGAAGAUGAUGAAGAUGAAAGAGAAGGAGGCGGCUUAGUGGAGGUCAUCCAUGAACACCUGGACACGUUCAGCUCCACCUUCGAGUGUUCCGUAGAGCUGGCGGACACAGAGGUGGAGGAAGAGGAAGAGGAGGAGGAGGAAGGGGAGGGAAGGGAGAACCAGGACAGUUUCAGCUCUGUGUUUGAACGCAUCGUGGAGCAUGUUGUCGCCAUAGAGGGGGAGGAAGAGGAAGAUGAGGAAGACGGGGAGGGAGAGAGGGAGAAGAGCGGGAUGGACAACAAGGACGGCUUCAGCUCGACGUUUGAGCGUAUUGUUGAGUCUGCGCUUCUUCGCGGGGGGACGUGCUACAGUAGUCUUGACUCCCUGGAUGUCCUGUCACUCACAGACGAGACAGACAGCUGUGUCAGCUUCGAGGCUCCGCUCACCCCCCUCAUCCAGCAGAGGUCCUUUCUCCAGAGCCCUGAGCCUCUGGAGCUGGAACUAGCAACUGUCAUGGAGCAGGAGGGAAGCGAGGCUGGACCCGAGGCCCAACGAGGAGAGCCUGAGGCUGGGGAGAGUGCUGCAGGCCGUGAGCUUGGAUCUGGAGGAAGCCCACUGCGGACCACCAUCACCGGGACCAGGUCGGAGUUUGUCCUGAGCCAGCCUGGCCGAUGGGCCAUCCCAAAUGGGUUUCACAUGAACACCCAGGGGGGAGCGGAGGGUUCUGGAGCCAUACCCAACUCUAUGAGUGAUACCAACGUCACUGACGUUCCUUCGGACUCAGAGCCGAGCGGUCUGGAGCAGCUGGAGAGAGGCAGCACGGACACCCUGGCCAACGGUUGCCGUGCCGAAUGUAACGCCGCCAAACGCCUUGCCAAGCGCCUGUUCUACCUGGAGGGCUUCAAACGCUGCGAUGUGGCACGCCACCUGGGAAAGAAUAAUGAGUUCAGCCAGCUGGUGGCGUCAGAGUACCUCAGCUUCUUUGACUUCUCUGGUUUGUCAUUGGACAAGGCCCUGAGGAACUUCCUGAAAGCCUUUCCUCUGAUGGGGGAGACCCAGGAGAGAGAAAGGAUCCUGGUCCACUUCUCUAAGAGGUUCUGUGUCUGCAACCCCACAGCCCUCGCCCCCGAAGGAAAGGACAUAUCCGAACGGAAUGAUAAUGAUGAAGAAGAUGAUGACGGAGCCCAUACGUUAACCUGCGCCCUAAUGCUGCUCAACACUGAUCUACAUGGACACAACAUUGGGAAGAAGAUGUCUUGCCAGCAGUUCAUCAGUAAUCUGGAUAGCCUAAAUGAUGGCAAAGACUUCCCUAAAGACCUAUUAAAGGUGCUGUAUAAUUCAAUAAAGAACGAAAAGCUUGAAUGGGCAAUUGAGGAAGAGGAGUUCAGGAAGAGUCUAUCAGAGCUGGUGGAGGAGCAGUGUGAGGGAGGGGGGAAGAGGGGGGUUGCCAGGGUAACGGAUGGCAAUAACCCUUUCAUUGCCAUCCCCAUCCUACUCAACGCUGUCACCUAUAAACAUGGUGUCCUGACCCGCAAAAGCCACGCAGACAUGGACGGCAAACGCACCCCACGAGGACGGCGAGGCUGGAAGAAGUUCUAUGCGGUUCUAAAGGGGAUGAUCCUUUAUCUCCAGAAGGAUGAGUAUAAGGCUGAUGCAGAGCUGUGUGAGGGGGACUUGAAGAACGCUGUGCGUAUUCACCAUGCGUUAGCCACCCGCGCUACAGACUACAGCAAGAGACCCAACGUCCUCAAACUAAAGACCUCUGACUGGAGAGUGUUCCUGCUGCAGGCACCGAGUGAGGAGGAGAUGAUGUCGUGGAUAUUUCGUAUUAACCUGGUAGCAGCUCUGUUCUCUGCCCCGGCCUUCCCUGCUGCCAUCGGCUCCAUGAAGACGUUCAGUAGACCUCUACUGCCCUCCUCCUCUACCCGGCUAAACCAGGAGGAGCAGCUGCAGUUUCACGAGGGGAAGUUGAAGCAGAUGAGUAUGGAGGUGGAGGAACACAGGAAGAGUCCGCCCUCACCUUCUCCCAAGAGCAGAGAGUGGGAGGAGUACCGAAUCAAAGAGCACUACCUCAUAUAUGAGAAGAGUCGGUACGAGACGUAUAUCAACCUGCUCCAGGCCAAGAUGAGGGCAGAGACAGACGACCUGGAGAAGAUAGAGGCUAGUGUGAUGAGCGGGAUUGGGGAGGGCCGAGGGGGGUGUGAGGGAUACCUCCGGAAGACCCAGUCCUCUCCUUCCAUCAGCCAGCACAGUCUCAACGGCAGGGCCUCUGGACGCACUGACCCGGGCCAGCGGAGUUGAGAGGAGACCCCCCUUAAAAACGCCAUCAUGCACCCCCGUGUAACUGUCCUCUGAGCCAAAGGGCUCACCCCCCUAAAUGCCUAAGCACUGGACUCAUAUCCAACCAACUCCCCAAAUCCUCCCUCCUUCCUAUUUCAUUUUCCAGUAAAGCGGUAAUAAUUGUUCCAGCUAUACAGUAUUACUGGUGUUAUUUAACCAACAGCUAAUUGUCUCUGGCAGUGCUUAUAUGAACACUUAUAACAGAGAACAUGACGAUGUGGAAAAAAGGAUGAAAGAGGAGAGAGGACUUACCUGCAUAAAGGAAGUGACAUCAUAAGGAAGGGUGGAGUGUUUUAGUUUGAGGAGGUGGAUGGUGGAUUUCAGGGUGGAGGGGCACAGUAGCAUCAAGUAGUCUCUCUCACCUGAGCCUUCAACAGGUUUCUCUGGACCAUAUAGAGCAUGGAGACUCAGUGUAUCUGAACAGGCCUACUGAGCAGGCCUAUGUAACACACCUACUGUAUGAGAGCCUUAUGAUGAUGAACAACACUUACUCAGACUCUCAGAACUGUUAUGAUGAUCAACUCCUUGCUGUGUAGACUAUUUAUUAUUAAUACGUAUUUAUUUAUUGUAGAUUUCUUAUACCACUUGAACCUGAGCUUCAUAUAUGAUAACAGACUGAAUGAAAGCACUGUGCCAUGUUGUAUAACCCUUAGUUCUAUGUUACUGUCUGGACACUUGUAUUGCUGUCACGCUGAGUGGAAGUUGGGAUGGAGGAAUUUGACUGAGUAUGAGGAGUAACGGUUGAAGGAAAAAAGUGAGAUGUCUUGUUGAAUUGAACAUUUUUGAUUAAGUAGUGUGUGUGUGUGUGUGUGUGUGUGUGUGUGUGUGUGUGUGUGUGUGUGUGUGGCCAGUGGACGUGGGGUUCAGGGUUAAGGGAAGCAGAUCUAACGUUAAAGGAUCUGUGUUCUGUGUUGUUAUUCUUUGACGCAGAAGAAGAGAAGACGUCUCUCCCUGAGUUGGAGCUAGCUCAUCUUCCUAUCAUAUCAUCAUCAGAGUGCAGAUAAAACAAAAGACUGAAAGACAAAGCAGCAGGACUGCACAGGCUGAGCAGCAGAGGAAGUAGCAGAAGUGGUGAGCACCAGAGGAAGUAGAGGAAGUGGUGAGCAGCAGGGAAAGUAGAUGAAGUGGUGAGCAGCAGAGUAAGUAGAUAAAUUGCUGAGCAGAAGAGGAAGUAGAUGAAGUGAUUAGCAGCAGAGGAAGUAAAGAAAGUGGUGAGCAGAAGAGGAAGUUUAUGAAGUGAUUAGCAGCAGAAGAAGUAGAGAAAGUGGUGAGCAGAAAGAGGAACUAGAUGAAGUGGUUAGCAGCAGAAGAAGUAGAGGAAGUGCUGAGCAGCAGAGGUAGAGGAAGUGGUGAAGAGAACACAGCGUUACUCGUGUGUAGAAUCAUAUUCAUAUCGGAGACCAGAGAGAGGAGAGUAACCCAGCUCUCUCGGAACCAUGGAAAGAUGGAGGGAGGAAGGAAGGCAGUGGUUCUGCUGGACUACAUUAUUCUUCAUUGAACAUUGAAACUCAUCCCCUUCUCUUUCUCCCUUCCCCCUGGCUGGACUUCAGAUGGGAUAGCGUCCCUAAUUCUUAUUAUCUCUUUCUCGACACUGAAGCGGUACGGAAUAUUUGCACGGUCAGACCAGACACAGGGGCUAUAUAUAUCCUGUGUUUUUCUAUUCCAGAGUGAUGAGACUGGAUCAUUGAUCCUUAGCUCUGUUUACUGAAGUGGAAUUCAGAAUCAGAACUCCCAUUUUAUACCUUAUUAGUUAUGUCUUUCUUACUCUGAGGACCGACCUUGUCACUUUGGCUGUUGUGCUAACUAACCAUUGUUUUCCCUAUGUUUUAGGGCAGAGCAGUGCUGUUGUAAUAUAGAAAUGUGAGAAGGUUUUUUACUUUGCUGAUCCUGUCUAAAAUAUUAGUAUGUGUGUUUUUUUUUUAACUAAUGAAGCUAGGGCACUUUGUUGUAAAAAAUGGAAAUGUUAUAUAGUUGUUCUGUUUGUUUAGGGCAGUUUAAAGUGAAAUACAUCUUUACUAGUUAUUAUUGUCAGGGCUUCAUAAAGUCAUCUUUUAUAUAUAAUAGAAAUUGGUGGUGAUGUUUUUAUUAUAAAUUCUUUAUCUAGA
Oncorhynchus mykiss (rainbow trout) is the source of this 5507-nucleotide messenger RNA. RefSeq names its product PH and SEC7 domain-containing protein 2. Gene Ontology annotation, biological process: regulation of ARF protein signal transduction. Lineage: Eukaryota; Metazoa; Chordata; Actinopteri; Salmoniformes; Salmonidae. The record is from RefSeq and is a predicted model, not a curated record. Gene Ontology annotation, molecular function: phospholipid binding; guanyl-nucleotide exchange factor activity; protein binding.